Molecule: messenger RNA, 4002 nt
Organism: Hyphopichia burtonii NRRL Y-1933
Lineage: Eukaryota; Fungi; Ascomycota; Pichiomycetes; Serinales; Debaryomycetaceae
Product: translation initiation factor 3 subunit
Exons: 1
Coding region: 1-4002 (1333 amino acids)
Biological process (GO): intracellular distribution of mitochondria
Cellular component (GO): cytoplasm
Molecular function (GO): protein binding; mRNA binding
Source: RefSeq, a predicted model, not a curated record
AUGUCUAAUUCUGGUGAAGGUAAUGGUGGUGCUGCUCCUGCAGAGAACCAACCACAACAAGAAGAGGUUAAAGUCAUCACUUUAAAGAUCCAAUUACCUUCUUCCAUCUCCCCACAGAAUCAAACUGUUGAUGUUAAUUCAUCCCUUUCGGAAAACUUGGGUGAUAUUAAACAGUCCUUGACCAUUAUUCCAGCUUGCCAACAUCUUACAAGCUAUGAUAUUGUCUUCAAAGGUAUUAAGCUCACUGAAAUUUUCGACGAUGCAGCUGAUUUGGAGAGUAUUUUAUCGCAAUUGGAAUUACCUAUUGAGACUCUUGAUAUUUUGAACUUAUCUUUGAAGGAGAAACCUUACAAUUUGAGUGGUGUUUAUGAACAUAUUCUCAAGUUUAGAGAAGUUAUUGGCUUGCACUUUUUGGACAGAACUGCUUCAGAUUUAGGUGUUGCCGGGGGUCUUUCCAAGUUCAAUGACGUCGAAUUAACUGAAGUUAAACAAAAUGAAAAUUCUAAAGAAUCUACUCCCGAAGAAGGUGGAAAUGAUGAAAAAGAACCAGAAGUGGAAUUAAGCGAUGAGGAAAAGGCUAAUAUCAUCCGUGUCUCUGACCAAUUUAUCUCUGGUGAAACUACUUCUAUCUCUAACCAUGGAAAUUUUUCAAGUGUGAUAAAUGAUUUGAAGAUUCCAAUUAAAUCUUUGUCUAUUUCUCAAUGGUCUCCAGUCCCUCCAGCUCAAAAAACUAAAGGUGAUUUGUUAUACUUAACUUUACAAACUUUAGAAGGUGAAAUCAUUCAUAUAACAUGUCAUUUAUCUGGUUUCUUUGUGAAUAGAUCUUCAACCGCUAGAUUCAACCCAAUUAUCAAGAUUAACGAAAAGGGUUCUUUCCAUAAAGAUUUCAUCUUGUACAAUUUGGUAAGUUCUAUUUCCCCAUUAUUUGCUAAAACUAUAGCUGAAAAUGAAUUAAUGUUAGGUCAAUCAACUAAAUACCCUGAGACUUAUUUAUUACCAACCAACACCCAAUUAUCUUAUCCAUGGUUAGCCAAUCCAGAAAUUUCCGUUGUUCAACCUGAUUCUUCUAGAGCUCAAUUACCUGCUAUUUCUUUUGGUGUCGAUGGUUCUGAUUUUGUUAAAGAUUGGAAUGAUGACUUCCAAGCUAUUAAAGAAUUACCUAAAGAUACCAUCAACCAAAGAAUUUUAAGGGAAAGAUUGAUCAACAAAUCAUUAUUCGAAUUUAAAAAAGUGGCCACCGAAACUGCCAUUGAAAUCAUCAAAGGUAAUCUUUCUUCUUUAAAUCCUAAUGAACAAUACGACAGACAAAUUUAUUUGAAGAAUGGUGUUUUCUACUCUUUUAGUGUUGAUGCAACUGGUGCUUUUGAGAAUACCGGUGAUGAUGAAGCUGCAAGAUAUGCUGCUUCUAAAGACUUGGCAGGGGUUAGAAUUUUGAAUCAUAUUGACGCUGAUGGUAUUCAUAACUUGGUGACCUGUAUUGUUGACUACUUAGGUGAAAGAAUCAUUUGUCAAGCUCCUGUACCAGGUAUUUUCAAUAGCCCAGAACCGGUUGAUGAAGAAGGAGCUGAACCAGCUGAUAAAGUUGCUUAUGGUUUGACCACUGAUCACUCAAGUGUUUUAGCUAAUGAAAAAUUCAAUAAUGCUUUAAAACCAAUCGCUCAAGCUUUACACGUAAAGCCACAUUCUGUUGAACUUGAAAGCGGUGUCAAAUCCAAUGGUGAACUUAACACUUCUAAAGACAUUAAGGGUAUUAUUGGUACAGACGAUCGUAAGUACGUUAUUGAUUUAUACAGAACUACUCCACUUGAUAUUGAAUUCAUUGAAUCUCAUUACGAUGAAUCAAAAGAAACUUCUUAUCCUCAUAGAGAAGCCGUAAUUAGACACGAAGCUGUUGAAGAGUGGUAUAAGAGAAAAGUUGCCGCUUUCUUAAAAGUUGAAACUGAACGUUUAGAAAAGGAAGGUAAACCUUUGGAAACCACUGAAGGGGAAAAACCUCAAAUUAAUAUUCCUUAUGAUCAAAUUGUUCUUAAUCCUGAUGUUUUCACUGGUGUCAAUGAGAACAAAGAAGAACAAGAAGAUGUUAGAUACCUCUCCAACUUCAUCAAGGAUAAAUUGGUUGAAGAAUUUUUGGAUCAAAUCGGUAAAUCUGUUGUUCCAUUUGACGGUAAUAACUUGACUGAUGUCUUACAUAGACAAGGUAUCAACAUGAGAUACUUAGGUAUUCUUGCUGAACAAUGUUUAGUCAAAAAAGACGCCAGAUUAGCUGAAAUUGAGGAAUCUUCAAAAGCUAAUCUUGAAAAAGUCGAAGCCAAAAAAGCUGAUGAUGCUAAAAAGGCUGAAGAAGAAAAAGCCAAAUCUCCAGAGACCAGACAAAAGGAAGCUGAAGAAAAAGCUAAGAAUGAAGCCGAAGAAGCUAAGGAUGAAAAUAAAGAAAAAGAACAAACCAAUCUCAACAUUGAUUCCUCAGUUUCUCAUUACAAUGCUCUUUACAAGGUCCUUGUUCAAGAAAUGGUUGCCAGAGCUGUUAAACAUUUAUUACGUAAAUUAGGUAAACUUGUCCCAGUUUACUUGAAAAAUGAAUUUGUUUCUCAUUUCCAUAACUGUUUAUUUGGAGCAGGAAUCAAUGAAAAUCCUGAUGUCCAAAUUGAUGAUGUUUUGAAAUCUUUCUACAAUGAAGAAGACUUUGAAUUUUCUAAGUUGAAUACUGCAAGUGUUUUGGAAUUAAUCAAAUCCGAAGUCUUCGUUCGUUAUAGAUAUGAUUUACCAAAUUACUGGAAUAGUGACUUAAUUAGACCAUUACAGUUAUUCAGAGAAAUUGCUCUUAAAUUUGGUAUUCAAUGGAAAGCGCAAGAUUACGGUUUUACCAAAGAAAGCUUUGAUGCUAUCAAAGACAAAUUAUCUAUUCAAUCUCAAGUUGUUGAAACUACCAAAACCAAAAAGAAUAAGAAGAAGCAUUCUAAAGACCAACAACAAGUUGUUGAAGUUGUUACUCCACGUACUACCAUCUUUGUAGCCGAUGAUAUUGUGAAUUUCGUCCCUAUCGUUAAAGACUCUACUUAUAAGGCUCUUUUACUUGAUGAAAUUUUCGAAACUGCUAGGCUUCAAAUUUACAAGGGUGAUACUGAAAUUGGUGUUAACUUAUUGACUGAAUUGGCUUCAAUUUAUGAACAAGUUUAUGGUGGUGUUCAUCAACAAACCACUAAAUUCAACUCACUUUUAGCACAAUCAUAUGCUGACUUAGGAUUCAAGACCGAAGCUUGUAAUGUUGCUCGUAAGGCAUGUAUUUUAAGUGAGAGAACCAACGGUUUUGAUUCUUAUGAAACCAUUACCAAUUACAUUAAUGCAGCAUUUUUGGAAGCUGCAAAUGGUGACUUUGUUAAUGCUUUCCACUUGUACAAAAAGGCUUUUGAUGAUUGGAGCUUCGUUUUUGGUGAAGGACAUCCAUCAUCUGUCAAUACUUUAUCUAAUUUAGCUGAAAUUUUGGGUGAACAUAAAUUAUUCAAACAAUCUGAAAAAUUCUAUUUAGCUGCUAUUGAAGCUUCUGAUAAAUUAAAUGAUGAUUCCUCUUCUAUCAGUACCAUGCUUAGAUACAAAUAUGCAUUUGUCUUAUUACAAGAAGGUAAAUAUGAAGAAUCCUUAAAAGUUUUCAAAAAAGUUGCUGAAGGUCUUGAUAAAUUAGUUGGACCAGAAGACCGUUUGAAUAAAGAUGUUUCCGCAUUGGUUGGUAACAUUGGUACUUACUUAGCAUAUAAUGAACAUCAAGCUGCAGAAAAGAGAAAAGUGUUAGCUCAACAAGCCGCAGCUCAUAAGGGUAAGUUUAAAGUUAAAUCAGUUACUGAAGCUCCAUCUGCACCAGUCAAGAAUGGUAAGAAAGCAAAGAAACAAUCAGCCCAACCAAAUCCCGAAAUUGCCACUCAAUCUGUUGAUGAUAUUUUAAAUUUCAUUGAAGGUUCAUCUAAAGGUAAAAAAAAUGGUAAAAACUCAAAGAAAUCAAAAAAGUAA